UCUGCGGUAAUUUUGCGCAUGCGCACACAUUGACUAGGCCUCUUGACUAUCUUGAAUCAGCUGUUCAGAAUGGACGUACAGGUUGCUCCUCUACGCUCCUGGGAGGAUUUCUUCCCUGGCUUUGAGCGGUUUGCCCGGCCUGACUUUAAAGAUGUAUCUAAAUGGAACAACAGGGUCGUAAGCAACCUUCUCUACUAUCAAACGAACUACCUGCUUAUGGGUGCGGCUAUUAUCUCCCUGGUGGGAUUUUUAAGUCCACUUAACAUGGUGCUCGGUGCCACUGUUGUGAUUCUUAUCUUCCUGGGCUUCAUAUGGACCUCACAUAACAAGGAUUUUGUGCGCAAAUUUAAGAAGCAGUACCCCACCGUGUUCAUUCUCUCCAUUCUGUUAUCCAGCUACUUUGUCAUUUCAAUGUUUGGCGGUGUGAUGGUUUUUGUAUUUGGAAUCACUUUUCCGAUGUUGUUAAUGUUUAUUCAUGCUUCUCUGAGGCUUCGUAAUGUAAAGAACAAACUGGAAAAUAAGAUUGAGGGAAUUGGUCUGAAGAAAACGCCUAUGGGAAUUGUCCUUGAUGCCCUGGAACAGCAGGAAGAAAACUUUGCUAAAAUUGCCGGUCUAAUCACCAAAGGGAAGGAGUAAAGAUGGCCUCUUACAAGCCACAGCCCCACUCUGCUGCUGACCCACUGACGUGUUUCAUUCACUUAACUGGCAACAGAUGUCUGCCAUGUUUUUUCCGAUUAUUUGGACAGCCAAUUUGAAGAAAUGCUUUUACAUUGUUCUGUAAAAUUAUAAUAUUCCAAGUAGUUGUGGGUCUACUAUUGUUGGAACUGCAUGAACAGUGGCCACUGACAAUGGGAAUUUGGUAACACUGAAUUAUCCCUAAUUCUGACUUAUUUUACAGGUCAGCUACAACUCAACGUGACUCCCUAAAUUCUGUAAUUAAAGUUUUAGGAGUACUGUGCAUGUAAACAUAGUAUUCUGAGUAUUAUUAUUUUACCAUAUGAAGUGUUUAUUGGUUACACAAUGUUUACCCUGAUUUAGUUUAGAGAACAGACGCAGAUUGGACACUUGGCUUGCUUUAGUUUAGAUAACAGAUGGAACACUUGACUUGCUUUAGUUUAGAGAACAGACGCAGACAGGACACUUGACUUGCUUUAGUUUAGAGAACAGAUGCAGGCGGGACACUUGACUUGCUUUAGUUUAGAGAACAGACGCAGACAGGACACUUGACUUGCUUUAGUUUAGAGAACAGAUGCAAAUGGGACACUUGGCUUGCUUUAGUUUAGAGAACAGAUGCAGGCGGGACACUUGGCUUGCUUUAGUUUAUAGAACAGACGCAAAUGGGACACUUGGCUUGCUUUAGUUUAGAGAACAGAUGCAGGCGGGACACUUGGCUUGCUUUAGUUUAGAGAACAGAUGCAGGCGGGACACUUGGCUUGCUUUAGUUUAGAGAACAGACGCAAAUGGGACACUUGGCUUGCUUUAGUUUAGAGAACAGAUGCAGGCGGGACACUUGGCUUGCUUUAGUUUAUAGAACAGACGCAAAUGGGACACUUGGCUUGCUUUAGUUUAGAGAACAGAUGCAGGCGGGACACUUGGCUUGCUUUAGUUUAGAGAACAGAUGCAGGCGGGACACUUGGCUUGCUUUAGUUUAGAGAACAGACGCAAAUGGGACACUUGGCUUGCUUUAGUUUAGAGAACAGAUGCAGGCGGGACACUUGGCUUGCUUUAGUUUAGAGAACAGAUGCAGGCGGGACACCUGGCUUGCUUUAGUUUGGAGAACAGACGCAGGCGGGACACCUGGCUUGCUUUAGUUUGGAGAACAGACGCAGAUGGGACACCUGGCUUGCUUUAGUUUGGAGAACAGACGCAGAUGGGACACCUGGCUUGCUUUAGUUUGGAGAACAGACGCAGGCGGGACACCUGGCUUGCUUUAGUUUGGAGAACAGACGCAGAUGGGACACCUUGCUUGCUUUAGUUUGGAGAACAGACGCAGACGGGACACUUGGCUUGCUUUAGUUUAGAGAACAGACGCACACGGGACACUUGGCUUGCUUUAGUUUAGAGAACAGACGCACACGGGACACUUGGCUUGCUUUAGUUUAGAGAACAGACGCACACGGGACACUUGGCUUGCUUUAGUUUAGAGAACAGACGCACACGGGACACUUGGCUUGCUUUAGUUUAGAGAACAGACGCACACGGGACACUUGGCUUGCUUUAGUUUAGAGAACAGACGCACACGGGACACUUGGCUUGCUUUAGUUUAGAGAACAGACGCACACGGGACACUUGGCUUGCUUUAGUUUAGAGAACAGACGCACACGGGACACUUGGCUUGCUUUAGUUUAGAGAACAGGCGCACACGGGACACUUGGCUUGCUUUAGUUUAGAGAACAGGCGCACACGGGACACUUGGCUUGCUUUAGUUGCUCAUUUACCCAAUGUUUAUGGAUUUGUUACACCUAGUUCCUUCCUCUAGUGAUUUAAUAUUUUAAUUAUACGUCCUAUGUCCACACUUAAAGGGACACUGAACCCAAAAAAAUUAUUUUGUGAUUUAGAUAGAGCAUGCAAUUUUAAGCAACUUUCUGAUUUACUCCUAUUAUCACAUUUUCUUUAUUCUCUUGGGAUCUUUAUUUGAAAAGCAAGAAUGUACGUUUAAAUGCCUACCUAUGUUUGGUGAACAACCUGGGUUGUUCUUGCUGAUUGGUGGAUAAAUUCAUCCACCAUUAAACAAGUGCUGUCCAGGGUCUGAACCAAAAAUUGCUUGGCUCCUUAGCUUAGAUGCCUUCUUUUUCAAAUAUAGAUAUCAAUUUUUCUUCGUUCUCUUGCUAAUAGAAGUAAAUUAGAAAGUUUCCUUAAAUUGCUGCUCUAUCUGAAUUGCGAAAGAAAAGAAUUGGGUUCAGUGUCCCUUUAACCAGCAACUUCAUUUUGAAGCUGGUUUAGACUUUUUGCACUCAAGUUUGUAGUCAAACCAUUAGGGCCCUUACAUAUGCUGUAUAUUUGCACAAACGUUAAACCUCACUCCACAUCUCAGCUUCUGCUAUGCUUCUGGCUUGUAGUUCCAUAGGGAAGUUAUCUCAGUUUAUUCUUCUGCCUUCUAAUGUAACGAUAGUCAAUAUAGACCAGUGUGUCCAACCAUUAGGUUCCACACUAGAGUGUUCUUUCCAGUUGAGGGAACCAAUUGGGAAAUAGUACAAACACACCAAUACAUAUAAGGUGUUCUUAUAUAUAGAAAGAUCCUUCCAAUAGACAGCAUAUGAGCUGUGUUUUUUAUUUCAGUAACUGCUGCUUACUCCAGGCAGAAACAUUAAAGAAAAGCAUCCGUUAACAGAGCUUAGGUCAAUAAGACGUAUUCCUAGUACAGUAGUGGUUUUGGAAGUGGAGGUGACAAAAGUAUAGGUUAGACACGGCUGUGCUAGAUUUGUCUACUGCUAAAGUAUUUUAUUCUAUUUUCUUUCUCUCUUGCAAUAUAAAAGUUAGAGACAUGAAACCCAAAAUGUUUUUUUUGUAACCUGAGAAACUCUGAACUUAAAUCUAUUUGAAUUUAAAUAAUACAGCACUUCCUACAAAUAUUCAUUGGUUAAUAGCUACAUAUGUUUGCUCCUACCUAUAUGACCAUUAGGACGCACAACUGAUACUGCCGUAUGCUUUGAAUUUAAAACCGCUUGUACAAAACAAACCAAUAUGUUUAUUUGCUGCUCUUCCAUAUAGAUAAUAUAGUUUCCUAGUAUAAUGUCCAUUUAAUUUUAGAAAUAAAUUACAAACUUAGAUAAGGCACAUGACGCCAUCAUUUGUUGCAUGCUUAUGAAUUUGCUUUCAUUUGAAGUUCCAGUAUAAUGGACACAAAACAAAUCAUUUUAGCACUAGCAAACCUGCUACUCACAAAGGGGCUAAACUCAUAACUAAAGGGACACUCAAGGCAAAAUGAAACUUUCAUGAUUCAGAUAGAGCAGCAAUUUUAAACAACUUUAUAAUUUUGCUUCUACUAACAAAAUGUGCUCAGUCUUUUUAUAUUUAUACCUUGAGUCACCAGCUCCUACUGAGCAUGUGCGAGAAUUCACAGAAUAUAUGUAAAUGCAUUUGUGAUUGGCUGAUGGAUGUCACAUGAUACAGGGGGAGAGGAAAUAGACAUAACUGAAAUUUGUCAGAAAAAAAUCUACUCAUUUGAAGUUCAGACUAUGCUAUUGCAUUGUCUUGUUAUUGUACAUUUGUUUAUUAUGCAAAUCUACUGUAUUUACUGCUUGAGAUUCUCAGAGAACCUCUAGUUCAGAGCGGAACCUCAAGACCCAGCUGUCUGACUACUGCUGCUAAAUGGGUCAGCAGCAGUUUUGCUCAGGACCAUCAGGGGUUAAACAAAUAGUUGCAGGGUUGCUAGUGCUAAAAUUACACACAUGAAGUAAUUCAAUCAAAUGAUUUCUUCCUCUAAUGAACCCUUUCAGAUUGCUAAUAUCAGUAAAAUAUAUUAUUUUAGUAUUAAGUUUAUUUUUUAUGAUGUAUCAAAGCUUUACUAUUCCUUUAGUUUAUCUAGGGGAAAAAAUCUAAAGUGUAAAUGUAAAGAUAUGAUGUUUGCACUUGCUGUUCUAUUUAUUUGUUAUAUUUUUAUUGGAUGUAUUAAAAUGCUUCGCUUCCCUCUACAUCUCCACAGAAAUUUUAUUCAACACCCCCCCCCCAUUCCACCAAAAUCUCAUACAUUACCAUAUUGUUUAUAGUAUCAGAUCAUUAUCGUAUCACAUAUAAUACCAAAAUAUUGCCUACUCAUUAUUUUUAGUCUAAAAUGAAAAUAUAUAUAUAUCAGUGCCCCUAAUAUACAAAAGUAGAGAAAUCCUGGAUUUUUCCUGUGUAUAAUGUUAGCAUUUUACAAAAUAAACAAUUUAAAUCAUGGCAGUAAUUGAAAAAAGAAAAUAUUUAUUUCCCUUCCUCAGCCGUCCUUAAAGGGACAGUCAACACCCGGCAGAACAUAAAACCAUAAUUUAGAUACUCAGAAUAACAUGCGCCUGCACCGCCUCCCAUGUUAAAUACCUGUAACGAUACAGGAGUAAGUGUCCACAGCACAUACGUUUUUCUGCUGUUGACAUGACCGCCAAACUCCUCCCCCUCUUCCUUCGUCCCCUUCUCUAUAGAUCACAAUGCUCGUUCGUGUUCUUGCUAAUGCUCAUGCAAAUUUUAAUUUCUGCCCGCUUGCAAGCAAAAAACUGAAGCGCUUCUGCGAAUCACCAUGAACGCGGGUAUAGAAUCCCACCGAGGACUCUGUUCUGAUUGGCUGCUAAGUUUAACAAGAAGGGUAAUAGGUUAGGCUGGGUGGAGUUUGGCGGCCAUGUCUACAGCAGAAAAAGGUAUGUGCUGUGGACGAUUACUCCAUAUCGUUACAGGUAUUUAACAUGGGAGGUGGUACAGGUGCAUAUUAUUCUGAGUAUCUAAAUUAUGGGAUUAAGUUCUGCCGGUUGUUGACUAUCCCUUUAAUGAUUACAAUUGGUUAUUGCAGAUACAGGAAGCAUAUUGCAACGACUGCUCAUGCUGCAUGUGUAACUAUUGUUAUUGUGCAAUAUUUUAUAUCUGUAUAUGAAAGCUUCAGAACCGAGAAGCAGAAAUUAAUAAAAUGGAAAACUUACAUUCUAAAA
Molecule: messenger RNA, 5618 nt
Organism: Bombina bombina (fire-bellied toad)
Lineage: Eukaryota; Metazoa; Chordata; Amphibia; Anura; Bombinatoridae
Gene: ARL6IP5
Product: ADP ribosylation factor like GTPase 6 interacting protein 5
Exons: 3
Coding region: 70-636 (188 amino acids)
Biological process (GO): negative regulation of transport
Cellular component (GO): membrane
Source: RefSeq, a predicted model, not a curated record